AUGAAUGAAACAACACCCUUGAACUCACAGUAUAGACAAUACCAAGAUCAAGAAGCCAACCAUCAAGAACAUCAUCAACUACAACCGUCAGAUUUCGAUGGCGAUGAGGACGAAUAUUACAACUAUUCUAAGUACAAGUUAAACAAGGGAGCCAAGUAUCUCAUGUAUACAUUAGGGUUUGCAUUGGCUGUAUUUGGCCUAUAUUUCUUUACCGUUCUACUUCCAAAUACUUUCAUUCCAACCGCCACUGAAUUAGUUACCAUUGACAAAAUUUCUGAUUUAAAUGUUAUUCUAACCCCAAAAGAUGUCAGUAUCGAUGGCAAAACCCAAGUCCAUAGAAUCAUAUUAAUAGGAGAUACACAUGGUCAUUAUAAGGAGUUGACUAAAUUAUUAGAGAAAGUAAAGUAUAAUAAUAAGAACGAUAAAGUGGUCAUGUUAGGAGACUUUAUUUCAAAGGGUCCUGAUUCUUUAAAGGUACUUGAUUUCUUAAUCGAGAAUAAUAUCGAUUGUAUAAUGGGUAAUCACGAGUACUACAUUUUGCAAAACUACGCAGCUUUCCAUGGAUUACCACAACCAAUGUUUACUAAUGCCGCUGACAAUAUUGGAUUCAAUAAUAAUAAUAAUCAAGAUUUCCGUCUUGCCAAAAAGCUAGAACCACAUCAUGUGAAAUACAUCAAUAAAUGUUCAAUAAUCAAGAAAUUAGGAACAGUUCCAUUAGUCACAAACAAGAAAUCAUCCACUUUGUCCGCUCCAGGCAUUGCCGUUCAUGCCGGGAUUAGAUGGGAUCUUAAGUUGAAAAAUCAAAUCCCGACCGAGAAUUUAGAAAUGAGAUCAUUGUUAGCACCUCAAUAUACAGAAAUUUCGUCUGAUCCAUCUGUGUCUAAUGCAGUAAGUUGGUCUAAGGUGCAUAAUAUGAAACAAAAACUGGGUGAAGCUAAAGAAGAAUGGAUCGUUUAUUAUGGUCAUGAUGCAUCUAGAGGAUUGAACUUGAAGGAAUAUACAAAGGGUAUAGAUUCAAGAUGUGAUAAAGGUGGAAAAUUAUCAGCCAUGAUUAUUUGGCUGGAAAAGCAAGCAAAUCAAAUUAUUUAUAAAGAAGACUUGGUACAAGUUAAUUGUUAG
Molecule: messenger RNA, 1119 nt
Organism: Hemisphaericaspora subhashii
Lineage: Eukaryota; Fungi; Ascomycota; Pichiomycetes; Serinales; Debaryomycetaceae
Product: putative serine/threonine-protein phosphatase
Exons: 1
Coding region: 1-1119 (372 amino acids)
Biological process (GO): polyphosphate catabolic process
Cellular component (GO): cytoplasm
Molecular function (GO): phosphatase activity; endopolyphosphatase activity
Source: RefSeq, a predicted model, not a curated record